This is a messenger RNA of Nerophis lumbriciformis (worm pipefish), 773 nucleotides long. RefSeq names its product lens intrinsic membrane protein 2.2 (gene lim2.2). NCBI's taxonomy places the organism in Eukaryota, Metazoa, Chordata, Actinopteri, Syngnathiformes, Syngnathidae. Gene Ontology annotation, molecular function: structural constituent of eye lens. The record is from RefSeq and is a predicted model, not a curated record. Gene Ontology annotation, cellular component: plasma membrane.
GUGGACGUUUGGGGGGCUUUAAAAGCAACAUGGGCUGGCUGUUUGCAGCCGGCCAGCCUGCACACACCAAGCCAGUAAGAGUUGGAUUUACAGUUUUCAGCACCUCUUCACCGGGGAACUCCACUCAUCCCUUUUGACGUCGUGAAGAGCCUCAAAUCUGAAGGAGGACACUUCUCCACCAUGCUGUACACUCUGGCAGGAGGAGGCACGCUGUGCGGCGUGGCGGCCCUCGUGCUCCUCAUCGUCUCCACGGCGACCGACUUCUGGAUGCAGUAUCGCUACUCGGGUAGCUCGGCCAAUCAGGGGCUUUGGAGGUUCUGCAUCAGCCACAAAUGUCACGCUCACACUAUAACCGUAGCAUUCUGGGACGCGACCCGGGCCUUCAUGCUGUUGGCCGUGCUCAGUUGUUUUGCUGGUGUGGUGCUCGGCCUGAGCGCUUUCACCAACGGAACCAAGAACAAGAGGGUCCGCAUGGGGGGCAUCGCCCUGGUUCUCUCAGGUUUCCUUGCUCUGUUGGCUCUCUCUAUCUACACCGGCGUGACCGUCACUUUCUUCGGCAAACGCUUCCUGGGCUGGCGGUUCUCCUGGUCCUACAUUAUCGGCUGGGUGGCCAUCAUCCUGGCUUUUGCUGCAGGUGUGUUUCAGUUGUGUGCUUACCAGAGAACAACUGCAGAACCUUCUCCCUCCAACGUCCCUGACAGCUGAACAUCAGCAGGCUGCUGCAAUACAAACGCCGCUCGUCGGUCGCCAGAAUAAAGACAAAUCAUAAAUCA